Vollenhovia emeryi is the source of this 4387-nucleotide messenger RNA. RefSeq names its product mushroom body large-type Kenyon cell-specific protein 1 (gene Eip93F). The transcript has 9 exons. The coding region runs from base 1 to 4287 and encodes 1428 amino acids. Gene Ontology annotation, cellular component: nucleus. Gene Ontology annotation, molecular function: DNA binding. Gene Ontology annotation, biological process: regulation of transcription by RNA polymerase II. The record is from RefSeq and is a predicted model, not a curated record. NCBI's taxonomy places the organism in Eukaryota, Metazoa, Arthropoda, Insecta, Hymenoptera, Formicidae.
AUGAGUUCGCAUUAUUUUGUUUUCGAUGUGUCUGGUCAAGCGCACAAGAACCGUCUGGAACGGGUAGCGGAGGAGUUGAUGGGCCGUAGGAGAUGGAAGCAAUACCAGGACACCCUGUACAGCGGCACCCGCAGCAGCGAAUCACAGCCCCACCAUCGGCUUUACCCGGCGUUGUCGUCGUCCUGCAACCCGAUACCCGGGAGCCUGGACCAGAUUGGGCCGCAGCUGCAUCAGCCGGCACCCACGUCGUUGCCGUCGACGGUGCUGACGACGGGGACGACCACGACGACGACGACGACGACGACGACGACCGGCGCGGUGAAGCAGGAGAGCCUGCAGAGGCAUCAUCCGCAGAACCAUCAUCACCAUCUGCCCGCGCCAGCCCAGGACCAUCAACAGCAGCAGGAGGAUUCGCGUCGUUUGAGGCCGGGCGAAGUCAAGAUCGAGGCCGCCGACGAGGAGCCCACGGACGGCACCGCGGCGCGGGAGGAUACCUCGGCGAGGACGACGGACACGGCGACGUCGACGACGGCGACGACGACGGCGGAAGUGGCGACAACGACAGUAACGGCGACGACCACCGGCAUCGCGACGACCACGUCGACAACGACAACGGCGACCGGCACGACGACGAUAGCGACGAGACGGCGACGCGUUCGCCGGCAAAACGACGGGGAGGACGUCGACGGGGAGGAGGACGGCGACGAGAAGGACGAGGAGACGGGACGGGGCCAGAACGAGGCGGAGAAACGGCUCAAGCUCGACGAGGACGCCGACAGGUCGGCGGUCAGCCCCCUCAGAACGGAGAACGAUCGUGCGACUCGGGAUCAUCCGACUGCCAACGCUACCGACACGGAAGGGACCAAGGAACGAACGGAGGAGAUCGCGUUGGAGCGGGCACCGGUAACGCAGGGCUUACUGAGGGUAAAGAAAGAGGAGGAGCUGCAGGAGAUACCGGGUUCUGGCGGCGGCACUACGAUACUAACGGCGCCGGCGACGGAUUCGGAAGGGACCAGGUCGGGGCUGUUAUGCCGCGACGGGAACGCGACCGCGACGAGCGUCGCGACGCCGUUUCUCAUUGGGAGACGCACGAGUCCGCCGCCGGAGGACUGGAAGCCACUCGACAAGUGUUACUUCUGUCUCGACGGCAAGCUACCCCACGACGACCAGCCGCCCCUUAGCCCGCAGAGCGACAGUAGCAGCAGCUCGCGAUCGGCGGAGUCACCGAUGUCGGUCCAGGUGGACCCGAUGGCGGCGUCCGUGGUCGCCGCCGCCCUCAGCGGCACUUACCCCACCUUGCUGCCCCAGUGGUGCUUACCGCCGAGGGAGGCGCCCCUCGUUGGGGUGCAGACCCAUCAGGACAGCGGCGCGGCGGCCGAUCAACCGCUCGAUCUCUCGGCCAAACCCAGAAAUUCUCAGGACAACAACAUAUCUCUACUGGAGCAACAGAAAAUACCUCUGAGAAUGCCGACAGGCAUCGAUCCCAAGACUAUCCUCAACUCGUGUUACCGCGCGAAACCGCGAAUGACCGGACCGGUUGUGACCGCGGCGGCGGCGGCGGCGGCAGCGGCGGCGGCUGCGGCAGGCGUCGGUGGUGUCCCAGUGGUGGGUGCCGGGGGCGGCAGGAGGACUUACACCGAGGAGGAGCUGCAGGCCGCCCUCAGGGACAUCCAGAGCGGCAAGCUCGGCACGCGGAGGGCGGCGGUCAUCUACGGGAUACCGCGUAGCACUCUGCGCAACAAGGUCUACAAGCUCGCGAUGGAGCGCGAAAGGGACGCGUCCCUGACUAGCACCCAUUCACACCCUCACGAGCCCGGCGCCCCAGCCACCACCACCACCACCAUCACCACCACCACCACCACCACUACUACUACUACAACACCACCAAAUACGACCCAAAACGCCUCCGCGACCACUCCGCCCCCGCAAGUGGACGAGGUGGACGACAAAGAAUUAUCCGGCGCGGAAGAGGAGAAGGAAGUUGAGAAGGCCCUGCUGAAGCCUCUGCUCUCGUUGGAGGAUCUCGUGAGGUUUUCCACGCUCGAGGGGACCGGUGGCGAUUCCCUCAGGAACCUGCUGCAACGGGGACACGAGACAGGCGCCGAGUGGCCGGGACUCGAACACGCGAACAUCGGUCCCUAUAUUCAAAAGAUGUUGGCUGCCGCUGCACCGUUAGGCAUGGAUACGCGAGACUAUCGCAUACCCGAAGUGAUGAGGAAGCUGAUGUGCGAGGACAAGAGGCUGAACAAGAACGUGAACGGAGACCAGUCGCAGCCGCAUCACCAUCAGCACCAUCCCCUCGCCGCGCAUCAGCAGACGCAGUCGCAGCAGCAGCGCGCGCCCAUAACGAAUGACGACUUCAAUCCUAACAUCGAGGAAGAGGCCAGCGACAGCGCUCAGGGCAGAGCGAUACUGAAGAUUCCGUCCUACAAGCCCGCCAGCACGCCGGGCUGUUCCAGCAAGAACGGCGAGCCGACUUCCGCCGCGUUCGCCCAGAGCUUCGCGACUGCCGCCUCGAGUCCGGGUCUCCUGGAGCGAGCUAGUCCAGCGUUCUCCGGCACCAGCAGCCCCACGAAUUCGCUGGUGGGCAAAGCGGUGGCCGUUAAUUUCCGCGACGUCAUCGCCAAGAGUAUCAGCGUCAAGUUCCAAGAGGGCCAGACGCCCAGCGCGGCCGGCAUACCGAGCGGCGUGGUUUCGUCGCAGCAGGCCAUGAUGACUGACCCGAGUCCGUUCAAGAGAGGUCGUUACACACCUCCGCAGCCACCGCAACAGCAAUCGUCGGCGCAGCAACAGCAGCAAAGCAAGCAGCAGUCGCAGGAGGCGAAUAAAUCGAAGCCGGGCACCGGCGGCAAGGGCACCAGACCUAAGCGCGGCAAAUAUAGGAACUACGACAGGGACAGCCUCGUCGAGGCGGUACGCGCAGUUCAGCGCGGCGAAAUGAGCGUGCAUCGCGCUGGCAGCUUUUACGGAGUUCCGCACUCCACCCUUGAGUACAAAGUCAAGGAGCGGCAUCUCAUGAGGCCGCGCAAGAGGGCGGCGGCGGCCGCGGCGGCGAUGCGGCCGGGCGCCGCUGGCGUCGACAAGAAGCCGCAGCUCAAGUCGCAGAAACCGUUCACACCGCCCGGCGGUAUACCCGGUCCGAACGGACUGAAAAUGCCUCCGUUCAUGGAGGGCAUGCCCCACCUGCCAUUCGGACCCUUCAACUUCUGGAACCCGACGCCCUUCAUGCCCUCCCCCUUCAUGGGUGGCGCGCCGAACGUGCCGAUCCUUCCGGAACAAUAUUUCGCGUCGCAGAGAAUGCGCGGAUUGCAGGAGCAACAACGAAACGCCACGAUGGUACAGCAACAGCACCAGCGAGACCGAGACGGGGUUGGCGUGUCAGGGACGGCGGACGCUGCCGGAACUUCCAACUCCCGAAGCGCCUCGAUGGCGAAGGCGCCGCGCGACAUAGUGGAGAGCAUCUACGACGGGCCCGGGGCGAACGGCAGUUUCCUGGACAAUCUGAUCAGGUCGAGCCUCGAGACAGGCAUUCCAAGGGACCAGCGGGCGAUAGCGGAGGCGAGAAGCCAGCAGCAGCAGCAGUCGUCGUCGCAACAUCCGGAAACGAUGAGCAGCAAGACACUGAUCGACCAGCUCUGCAGAAACUCGAGGAGGACCCCGCUGCCGCGAAUGGCGCAGGACAGUAGCGAGGACGAGAGUUAUCGAGGACCAACGGGCAGGAUGGUGCCAGAGAGACCGGAGCGCGUGCCCACGGUCGAUCUCAGCCCCUCACCGUCGGAGAGAGGUCGCACGGAGGACGGCAGCGAUCGGCUGACGUCACCGCCGACGCCUCUGUCCAUCUCCCGAGCGGGUAGCAGGGACGAGGACAGCACGCGUGACUCGAGGAUCGAUCGCAGCAGCAGAGAGCGCGAGGUUCACAACGGCGGCCAAGAGGAUCGCGACCGGAAGCAGCCUCUGAGCUUGCAACAGCAGCAGCAGCAGCAGCAACCACAGCUGAACCACUACCCGGACUUACACAACCUCUACGCCGCGUCAACUGACAAAAAAAGUGCCUGUGAUAGUAAGCUUAUAGUAGAUCAUUCGAGCCAGAAGACUCAGCCGCAGCAACAACAAAAGGAAUACGCUGCCGUGAGCGGGCUGGUCGUGCAACUGCAGAGGGGCUACAACACCGCGAGCAGCAGAUCCGGCGAGCCGACUAACAGCCAGCAGCCGGCGGCGGCGGCGGCGGCGGCGGCGGCGGCGGAGCAGCGCGGCGCCGCGCUCAGCAUGGAGGACUCCGUAGAGUAGACGAAAGUCAGUAUCAGUUAUGAGUAAAGUAUACAGUUACGAAGUACAGUAAAACAAAAGAAAAGACCCAUAUACAGUAAGCCCACAUUCCCGCCCAGAU